CACAUCUCACAAACAGAGAAAUAGAGAGAGAAUAAAAAAGAGUCAUCUCCCUUGCUCUUGCUAGCUAGCUAGAAUUUAUUCUUUUCAAUCAUUUCUUUGAUUUUGUGCGUCAACACAGUAGAAACCAAAAGAUAUGGCUUCACAGGAUCACCAAGCGUGGCUACUGGAGCAAGGCAACAUCAAGGCCUUGAGUCGAGAACAUCGACAUGGUCAUGGACGAACUGCGCACAACAUGUCUUCGUCUUCUUUGCGCAAAAAGUCUGACCUUAGAAUUGUGUCAAAGAUUCAGCCUGGUGUUGUCAAAUCAGUUUUGACCAAUUUUCAAGAGGUCUUUUUGGGAACCAAACUUUCUGUUCUUUUCCCUGCUGUGAUUCUUGCCAUUAUUGCCCAAGUCUAUAAUUUUGGCAGACCAUGGGUUUUCGCUUUGAGCUUGCUUGGUCUUACUCCACUGGCAGAACGUGUCAGCUUCUUGACUGAACAAAUUGCUUACUUCACUGGUCCAACAGUGGGAGGGCUUUUGAAUGCAACAUGCGGCAAUGCGACCGAGCUGAUCAUAGCGAUAUUCGCAUUAAACCAAAACAAAGUAGCUCUUGUGAAGUACUCUCUCUUAGGUUCUAUACUCUCAAACCUCCUUUUGGUUCUUGGGAGCUCACUCUUUUGUGGUGGGAUUGCCAAUAUUAGACAGGAACAAAAAUAUGACAGACGACAAGCCGAUGUGAACUCGAUGCUUCUGCUACUGGGAUUGUUGUGCCAUAUGCUGCCAUUGAUGUUCAGAUACGCAGCGGCUUCGACUGCUCUUUCAGCUGUUCCGACGCUUAAUUUGUCAAGAGCGAGUAGCUUUGUGAUGCUAAUUGCAUAUACUGGAUACAUAGUCUUCCAACUAUUCACACACAGACAGUUAUUUGAGGCAGAAGAGGAUUCUGAGGACGGCGAUGAUGUGAGUUCAGAAGAAACGGCGGCGAUCGGACUGUGGAGCGGAAUUGCUUGGCUGGUUGGGAUGACUGCUGUUAUAGCUUUGUUGUCAGAAUAUGUUGUGGGCACAAUUGAGGCUGCUUCAGAAUCUUGGGGAAUUUCAGUGAGCUUCAUUAGCAUUAUCUUGCUACCCAUUGUUGGAAAUGCAGCUGAACAUGCAGGAGCAAUUAUUUUCGCUUUCAAGAACAAGUUGGAUAUAACUCUAGGUGUUGCUUUGGGGUCUGCAACUCAAAUUUCGAUGUUCGCGGUUCCCUUCUGUGUUAUCAUGGCUUGGAUUAUGGGCAUCGAAAUGGAUCUUAAUUUCAACCUUCUUGAGACAGGCUCUCUUGCCGUCGCAAUAAUUGUCACAGCUUUCAGUUUACAAGAUGGGACUUCUCAUUACAUGAAAGGAUUGGUUAUGUUGUUGUGCUACAUUGUAAUUGGAGCAUGCUUUUGGGUAACCAACAUCCCCCUCAAGCAGGGGAAUGUCGUUAACUUGGGACUUCAAUCUUCAACCGGAGCAGUCUUAGGAGCUUAAUGGAAUUGCAGGAUCCACGUGGCCAUUUUUGGUCGAUCCGCGAAUGGUAUCCCUGCUUGAAACUUGAACAGAUAUUGGAAACUGCACUGCCUUUUGUAUUCUUUCAUUUCAUUUGGUCGCCGAUCACCUGAGACUGAGGAAAGCCAACAUCUGCAUUUCUUAAUUUAUUGUUCACAGAAGUUUGUAAAUUUCCAGAUGAUUACAUGGUUUUGACGGAAUUACAAUUGGAGAUGGAAGACAAACUGCAGGAUAUUUAGUAAACAGGUUUUCCAGAAUGUUGUGUGGUUUUUUCCUUCUCGGUUGGUUUUCUGGGUUGGGGUAUGGUUGCUUGUAGUGCCAAUGGAGUGGACGUUUCAUUACUGUAUGUAGCACAGUCGAAAUACAAUAAAUGGGAAUUCUUGUUGUGUUGAA
This is a messenger RNA of Tripterygium wilfordii, 1900 nucleotides long. RefSeq names its product vacuolar cation/proton exchanger 3-like. Bases 134 to 1489 code for a protein of 451 amino acids. Lineage: Eukaryota; Viridiplantae; Streptophyta; Magnoliopsida; Celastrales; Celastraceae. The transcript is spliced from 10 exons. Gene Ontology annotation, cellular component: plant-type vacuole membrane. The record is from RefSeq and is a predicted model, not a curated record. Gene Ontology annotation, biological process: intracellular calcium ion homeostasis; calcium ion transmembrane transport. Gene Ontology annotation, molecular function: calcium:proton antiporter activity.